This is a messenger RNA of Trichosurus vulpecula (common brushtail), 4263 nucleotides long. RefSeq names its product GRAM domain containing 2A (gene GRAMD2A). Bases 261 to 1199 code for a protein of 312 amino acids. Gene Ontology annotation, cellular component: extrinsic component of cytoplasmic side of plasma membrane; organelle membrane contact site; endoplasmic reticulum membrane. Lineage: Eukaryota; Metazoa; Chordata; Mammalia; Diprotodontia; Phalangeridae. Gene Ontology annotation, biological process: regulation of store-operated calcium entry. Gene Ontology annotation, molecular function: phosphatidylinositol-4,5-bisphosphate binding. The transcript has 13 exons. The record is from RefSeq and is a predicted model, not a curated record.
GAUGGGGCGGGCCGCAGAGUCUGGGUAGCGGCUACCGCCGCCGCUCUCGGGUUCCUGGAGUGCCGGGGGUCUUGUUGAGGGAGAGUGCCUGUGAUGACGGCCCUUAGCCGGACAGAGGCUGCUGCCGACCCGCCCAGAAUGGAAUGCCCUCAAUGAACUUGUAUUUCCAAGUAUACAGUUUGGGAAGACUAAGUGCCUGUCAGCACCUCCCAGUGUGAAGAAGGUUCAUCUUUAGAAGGUUGGCCACCAGCUCCAAACAGAUGCAUGAAAAAACGCUUCCCUUGAAGAUCCCAGUGGACCAGCUGGAGAAGUUGGAGGAAUCUCCAAAGGAAAGGAGCCCCUUCCUGGAGACGCUGGAGGAGAGCGUGCAUCUGCCUGAAGGCCUAAAGGAUGAAGAGAUAAAGAAAAGCAGCCUAGAAGUGACACCAAAUAAAUACAACCACCAAUAUCAUAAGCUGUUCAAGGACAUCCCUCCAGAGGAGACUGUUCUGAAAGUGUGUUCCUGUGCACUCCAAAGGGAUAUCCUCAUACAAGGUCGUCUAUAUAUCUCCCACAACUGGCUCUGCUUUCAUGCCAGCCUCUUUGGGAAAGACAUCAAGGUGGUCAUCCCUGUGCUGUCUGUCCAGAUGAUAAAAAAGCACAAGAUGGCCCGACUCCUGCCCAAUGGACUGGCUAUUACAACAAACAAAAGCAGAAAGUACAUUUUCGUGUCACUGAUCUCAAGGGACAGCGUGUAUGAUGUAUUGAGGAGAGUCUGCACCCACCUGCAGCCUUCCAGUAAGAAGAGUCUGAGUCUAAGAGAAUAUCCAGAUGAACCUGACUCUGAGUCUCUGGAGGGUCUCGUUCCAGAAAGGAAAUGGAGAAAGAUGUCCCCAACUUCAUUGUCUCUGUCCCUCCCUGAUGAUGUCUUCCCCUGCAUUCAUCGGGGAUCUAUGAACAGCCUGGGCACCAAGGAGAGCUCUUUCCCCUCUGAGAAACCCCUGGCAAAUGAUAAUGCCAUCCACACAGAGGAAGAGCUGGAGGGGGAACCAGAGGGCAGCCCAGAGCUGAGGCCCUGGGAUUAUCAACUGCUCAAGGUCUUCUUUGUACUGAUCUGCCUCCUGAUUGUAUCAUCAUCCUACAUGGCAUUUCGAAUCUUCCGGUUGGAGCAGCAGCUGUGCUCUCUGAACUGGGACUCUGUCUCCCAUAGACACAGGUGACAGCAGUGGAAGUUAUGCGUGUCCCCUUUCCAAGAAGGGAGCCUUGAUGUUGAGAUUCCAACAUAGUUCCCCCUCAGUUUGUGUUGCUGAAAUGCCAAGAAGAGAGUCUUAAUGAAAAGAGUUCUAAUUUUCCUGCUACCUUGAAUGCCUGAUCUGAAGUACCUGUUUAUGAAGGAAUCUUCUCCUGGUUUUAUUGGAAUCAACUCAGCAGAGAGAGAAACCAGCUGUGGGAUCCUGUGCCUCAGUUUCAGCUGCCAGAAGCAAGUGGGGGAAACAGCUUAAGCUGCUUCUCAGAAAUGGGUACUCUGAGUAGGCAGUAUUUAUUGGAAAAGCUCACUGUACUUGGGCAUCAGGAAUAGGGUCUCAUUGAGGUAACUCCCACCACUAUGUCCCUCACUCCAGCUGUCUGUGGGAUCCGAGGAAUGAAGGCCAAUACUGCUCAUUCCUUUUGCUUCCCUUCACCUGAAGGCCUAGACUGUGCCCAAAAUAAUUACUUCCUCUGGGCCCCCAGAAGUCUUACCCAGACCAAGUUGAACAACGAAAGCCAAAGGGCAUUUUGCUGCUGGGGUAACUAGACAUGAGCUCAGGAAAAAGCUGACUAUGCUUCUUAAGUGGAGGGGGAGAAGAGGCAGCAAGAGAAGGUAGGCUAUGCUUAUGCUUGUAGCCAAGCCUAGCUGUGCCUGGCAGCCUGGGGCAAAGCCGGAAGGGCAAUAAGGAGGAGAUCUGAGGGCCAUUUGGAGUGGGGUAGGCUGUGGGAGGAAAAGCAUUUCUUUGCUGAGUCUGUGCUUAUGUUAAUACCAUUUUCUACCCUUCGCAAGGAGGCCAGGGAACAGACAGGCUAGAGGUAACUGGAAAAUCAGUCAGGGCCAGUGUUUUUGCUUGAACUAUGUGAGUCAUUGUCAGAGCUAAACUUAGGUGUAAUAAGCAAAGUGAAUAAUUGUGCCUUUAAUCUAUACCAUUCUUGAAUAUACACUUUCAGCUCUCUUUCACAAAUGGUACCCUGGAUUACUGCUUCAUUUUCCGGAAAAUUGAGCUGGCACUGAUUAUUGGGGAAGUGUAGCCUCUACCUAAGAGUCCUCUCUGGGAAGAGCAGACAUCCCAUGGAGUGAGAGAAGCCUGUUUCACUUUCCCUUCCUCCACCCCCAAAUCCCAUUUAAAUAAUUUACAGCAUCAUGUCUCAGGCUCAGGUGCUUCUUGGCUUUGCGUACCUUGUCUUAAAGACUUAAUGUGGUUGAUAUUCGAAUUAAGACAGCUUCCAGAUUUUUCUUCUUGGAUCUUCCAGCUUUCUCCCUAAGUCUUUCUGAUUAAGAAGAUUUUUUAAGGAAAUAACUUAAUAAUCCUGAUCUUCCCCUCUUUGAAGAAGGGAUAACAAUUUCUGAUCUUCCAACAAAAAAUAAGCCCACAAGCUCUUCCUGAGUGCAUGAGAGUUGGGAGAGGCAGAAGAAAAUGAAGUUGGCUGAAAAGGUGGUAACUGUAUCACCAACUCCAGUGCAGCAGACCUGCUCUCACAAUUUCCCCUAUUUAGCACCCCACCCCAUUCCCUAUUCCUGGAGUUUCCAUUCACUCCCUUCCCUAUCUUUGACUAGCUUAGCCCCAGGAACAGGCAGGGAGCCUAGCCUGCCUUCCUACCAUUUAAGUACAGGCCAAGAAGGAAGCUGAGGAGAAGGGAACAUGUCAAGUGCAUCACAGAUGACAAUCCAGAAAUUCUCACCCUGUAAGCAUUGUUAGCCAUCCUCUCCUUCCUCAAGAUUUCUGAGACAGGCCUCUUGGCUACUUGGGAUGUUCCUUUUUGGACCCUGGGGAAAGAGAGUGGGAGUAUCAAGCUUGGAAGUGGGUAUACAACUGAAAGGGAGCCCCAGCUUCCUCGGACACGCAAGAGGCAUUCCAGAGAAGGCAGGAGUCGGGGGGAAGAUGCUUGUGAAACUUCCCUGAUUGAACUCUGUAAACUUAAUCAAAGCUGCUGUAAACACUGGAAUGUCCUGCCCCUUCUGAGGAGCUCCUGGAUCUGUCACACUACCUCUGACUCUUUCCUCUUGUCCUAGUCCUUGGAGGGUCAGACAGCACCAGGAAGCUGAAGCCAUCUCAAUCGCUGAAUCCCAGAGUGGGAAGGGACCUCAGAUGUCAACCAGUAUCUGAAGCAGGAAUUCCCCACUACAAAGCCUUCAGCAAGUGGCCCUCCAGACCUCUCAGGAUAGGGAACACAUGACCUCAUGAGACAGCCCAUUUAACUUCUAGGAAGCGCUAAGUGUUAAAAAGUUUUUCCUUAUAUUGGGCCAAAAUUUGCUUCUCUGCAAUCUGCACUUGUUGGUCUUACCUCUACCUUCUGGGGUCAGGAAGAAUGAGUCUAAUGUCUCUUUGAAAUGAAGAUCUGUCAAAGAGUUGAAGACAAUGUCCAUAUUCUAAGUCUUUUGUUCAAACCAAACAUCCCCAGGACUUUCAAGUUUCCUUACCAGCCUGGCUGACCUCCUCAAGAUGUGCUUCAGCUUGUCCAAGUCCUUCCUCAAAUAUGGCACCCUAGACUGAACAUAUUUAGAUUCUAUUUUCUGACCAGGGCAGGUUAUAACAAAAUUAUCAUUUCCUGGAUUCUGGACACUACUAUUUAUGUUAAUGUAGUCUAAAAUCACAUUAUCUCUUUUGGUUGCCACAUCACACAUCAAUUCAUAUUGCAGCCUACUAAAGACUCUACAUCAUUUUCAUAUGAACUACUUUCUAGUAAUGUCUCUCUCCUUCCCUCCUCCCCACCCUGACCUGGGCAGCUGAUUUUUGAAACUCAAGUAUAGCACUUCACGCUUACCCUUCUAAAUUUCAACUUGUUAGUUGGUGGACAGCAGGGUUGAUAGCCGAGCACUAGGGACAAUAUGGAGUCUUCUAUUGUGAUGACUGUUUGUAAACUAUAAGUAUUUAUUACACAGACAUGCUUGGAAUUGGAUGUUUUUUUGAUUUCCUGGGAAGAUGGUCCAAACAGAUUCUGUAUUGUCUGGGGAAGGUGGGUGGGUAAUCCUGGGGAUAUUUCAAUACAGUGUGAUGUAAACAUAUGAAAAUAUUUAAAUUUUUUAAAAAUCUG